AUGGCGUCAACGAUUCUUCCUGAUAUUGUUGACCCUCUAAAUCAAGUUAAUGAUCAUCAGGAAGAAUUACUCUCGUAUUCUCAACCUUGUUUUUUUAAUUCAGAUGAUAAAGAAAGUGAUAUGGAAAUUGAUUAUAUGUAUGCCCCAUUUGGUCGUCCUCCUUCAAGGUUGGGUCGUCAUUCCGAUUCUAUGGGUUCUAGUUCUAAAAAAUCAAGAAGAAAAUCUUCUACAACUUCUUUAACUAGAUUAAAAGUUGAUAAUUCUUUCUUAAAAAAUCAAAAUAUUAAACUUUUAUUAGAACUUGAACAUUCUAGAUUAACUAUUCAAGCUUUAAAAAAUAUCGUUAAUCAAAAAGAAUCUACUUUACAAUCUUUUCGUAAUGAAAAUCAAAAAGCUAUAUUAAAAAUUAGAGUAUUGGAGGCUUUAAUAUUUAGUAAACAUGCAAAGGAUGGAAGUGUAAUCGUUAGGAGUGGUGGCGGUGGCUGUGUAAACGAAAACGGGUUAUCAACAAGUGAUAAAAUUGUAAAUCAUGAUAUAAAUCAUGAUAUAAAUCGUCAUACAAAUCUUGUUGAGAAUUCCGAUCUACCUGCUUCAUAUCAAGAUAAACAACAACAACUUAAUAAAAAACCUAAAGAAAAAUUAUCUAAAAAGGAAUCUUCUCAAUUUAUUAAAAAUCCUUCCCCUCCUCCUUCUCCUCCUUCUUCUCCACCUUCUUCUUCCUCUUCUCCUCAACAAUCUUCUCAAUCUUCUCAAUCUUCAAUAUUUCGUCCUCAAUCCAUAUUAUCUUCUAUAC
Messenger RNA from Scutellospora calospora, 793 nucleotides. Lineage: Eukaryota; Fungi; Glomeromycota; Glomeromycetes; Diversisporales; Gigasporaceae. The record is from the annotation of a GenBank genome assembly.